UUGGGGUUGUCCGCUGUCGACAUGCAACAAAGCCCUCUCAAAGUGUUUGCGGCCAGCCUUUCUGCUGCUGGGUGCACAUUGCAGUGGUGCAACAACAGCCAGCUGCGGGCUGCGUACACGUUCAGCCGCUGGGUGUCUUCACUCUGUGGCUUCACUGUAGACAAGAGAAGAGGGUAGAGUGGGCUGGUCUGUCCGUGUUUUCCGGAAGAGAGGGUGUGAAACAUGGGACACAACCCAGGUCAGCAGCUGGUCCUGCCACACAUCCAGCACAGGAGCCCGCGCGGAUGCCACUCUGUUAGUCUGUGUUAAUAAUCGGCUGUGAGUAGAGUGAACCAAACGAGCACCGUGCGUCCAAACGGGACAUCCCUCUGGAUCCCUUUGACUGGAACGCGUAAAGGGGCUCAAACACGCCCGAGCACUCAUUUGGCUCUGGUGAGGCCCUGAACGUUGCGACCGCAGGCUGGCCCAGGUCACGUUGAUGCAGGUGGGCGCUCACCAGUACUGUCCCCGCCGCCUGCUUCUGCGCCGCUCCCACCUCCCCACCCACCAUGGCUAUGAGCAGUGACCCUGGCUGCGAGAGGCUGGACCCCGACUCUGACAAACAGACCAGCAGUCUCACAGACAUCAUGGCUGCCAUGACGACAAAAGACUCCGCUACCAACUGCAUGAGGAAUGGCAGGGCUCAGAAGGACGGGGCUCAGGCCAAGAGGACUCAUCCGUUGCGACCUCAUCUGACUGGGAGGAAGUUGUCGCUGCAGGAGAGGGGCACUUACCUGUCGUCAGGCUCCGGAGGAGGCUACACGCAUAUCUCCCCUCGUGUGGCUCGCAGGCCCACCGUGGAGUCUAAGCGUGUGUCCAUAUCGGAUUCUCAGGACUGUAUCCAGUUGAACCAGUAUAAACUGAAGAGUGAGAUUGGGAAGGGCUCCUACGGUGUGGUCAAACUUGCCUACAAUGAGGAUGAUGACAAACAUUAUGCCAUGAAGGUGGUGUCCAAGAAGAAGUUAAUGAAGCAGUGUGGUUUUCCACGUCGCCCACCCCCAAGAGGACCCAAGGUUGCCCAAGGAGAGCAGCCCAAAAUCUUAGGACCCCUGGAGAGGGUCUACCAAGAGAUUGCCAUCCUUAAAAAACUGGACCAUGUCAACAUCGUCAAGCUGGUGGAGGUGCUGGACGAUCCAGCGGAGGACAACCUUCACAUGGUGUUUGAGCUGAUGCGUAAGGGUCCAGUGAUGGAAGUGCCCACAGACAAUCCUUUGUCAGAAGAGCAGGCGAGGUUAUACUUCAGAGACGUCAUCCUGGGUAUUGAGUACUUGCACUACCAGAAGAUUGUCCACCGGGACAUCAAGCCUUCUAACUUGUUACUGGGGGACGAUGGCCAUGUAAAGAUAGCAGACUUUGGUGUCAGCAACCAGUUUGAGGGCAACGAUGCUUUGCUGUCCAGCACUGCUGGCACUCCUGCAUUUAUGGCACCAGAGACCCUUUCAGACACCCGAAAGAGUUUCAGUGGAAAAGCGCUGGACAUGUGGGCCAUGGGAGUUACUCUCUACUGUUUCGUCUUUGGGAAGUGCCCGUUUAUUGAUGAGUACAUAUUGGCUUUGCACAGUAAGAUAAGGACUAAGCCUGUGGAUUUCCCAGAAAUACCAACGAUCAGUGAAGAGCUGCAGACUCUGAUCUUGCGGAUGCUGGACAAGAACCCAGACACCAGGAUCACCAUCCCUGAGAUCAAGAUGGACCAGUGGGUGACCCAGGGAGGCACUGACCCCUUGCCUCUAGAGGAGGAGCACUGCUCUGUGGUGGAGGUGACAGAGGAGGACAUCCAGAACUCAGUCAAGUUUGUUCCCAGCCUCUCUGCAGUGAUCUUGGUAAGAGCAAUGCUGAGGAAGCGCUCCUUCAGUAACCCCUUUGAGUGUCCGAGCAGGAGAGAGGAGAGGUCCAUGUCUGCACCUGGCAGUCUGCUCAUGGACUCGUGGCCCUUCCGGCCCUCUUUAAAACUUCACCCCUCACUCAGAAAGGGCAGCACAGGAGAUGGACCCAGAGAAGCAGAGUUGGAGGACCUGCAUGAAGACGAGCCCUCCUCUUGAGUCUUAAUGACGCUCCAGUCAACAGAACUUUGUCUUCAACUCCAUCCUCUUUACGUCCCUUUGCUUGAACCAUUGUGUUCUCACCCUUUCAUCCACACAUUUCCCUCAAAUCAGUGACAUGCACAUUCUGUACACUGGAGAGACUCAAGGUUUUGAAUCUGAUAUUUUGCUUGUGUUAACAUUCAGACUUGUAUGCUCAGGCUUGCUUUUGCUUUUGCUUCCUGUCAGCCUCAGAUUUUCCUUUCUCACUCCAAUUUCCCCCAUUUUCUUUCUCCAAUGUGGCACUAAGUUUGAUCUACAAUGUUGUUUGUCUUAACUGCUCAACCACUAACUGUUGUGACUGGCAUCAGUGAACCGAUGAGAGGAACUCGGCUGAAUUUCUGCAUUAUUAACAGUUCAAAUUAUUGUUGCGGGAGAAAGACAUGUCUGUCAGCUGGCAUUACACUGUAAUGUGGGGAGAAAAAAACUGUCAAACUCAAUUUUCUUUACCCUUCUGCAUGAUGAAUUGUUAGGCCUCAUAACAGUCAUAGCCAGCCUGACAAAGAGGAAAAUAACCCUCUUCAAUAAUCAUCACAGACUUCAGCAUGUAAAUGACACUAUAUUGUCUCUUCAGUGAACGACAGGGCUAUUUAUUUCUGAUCAAUAAUCAGUCAUUUUGAUAUUGUACAGUACAUAGAUGUCUUGAGGUAUCAUAAGUGUUAUUGUCUCACAGCCCUAUUCUUGUAUCUGUGCCGUCAGUAGCUUUUAUUUUGGAGCUGGGUGAUAAGGUUUGAAGUCCUUCCUGUGUUGCCUUCACAGUCCACAGGCCCUACUUCUCUGGCAGGAAGGAAAGGAAGUCAGCUGUAUAAGGGUGAUCACACAGAAAGGACAGAGACUUUGCUAUGAACACAUUUAAAAGUGACUUUUGCCGCAGUGUGAUGUGUAAUUAUUUUGUUAGAAGUAAUUUCACGCUUCUUCUCCUCCUCUGUAAUGUGUUGUUUGUCUGAUGAUUUCUGUUCUCUAACGCUGUCUCUUUCCUUUCGUAUCACACUGUACUGUUUGAUUUGAUGUGAAGUAAUUGUGACAGGAACCGGAGCAUUUUGAAGUGCAUGUUGUUUUAUGGCGAGUGUGAACAGACUGAAAAAAGGGCCGUAAACUACUCAGAUUGCCUAUACUUUUCCCCCUCCAAAUUAGAAUUUAUUAUUAUGCAACAUUCUUGGAUGCAGAGCUGAUUUAAAGUCAUUAAUAAUCUCAUUAUCCAAGUUAAACAUCAAUAAGUGUACUUACAGAAGCAAUUGAAUCUAGUCGUACAAAGUGAUCCAGGCUUACACAUUUAUUUUUCCCAUGACACUAAAUGUUAUGCCUGCCAAAAGUUAUUUUUUUCUGAGUCAAGGGUAGGGUCUAAAUAAAAUAUUAAUAAUGCUAGGAAUGGUCAUGCAAUUAAAAAAAAAAAAAAACCUGCAAUAUAAGAUAUACUGUAACUCCCCUCCCCACUGCAGUAAUUUAUGUACAAUCCCUAACCUAGACGAAGUUGCAACUAGCCAUGCAAGUUUGUAGAGCUGGGUAAGCUAGUUAGUUAGCACACUAUCCCUGUGAGAUCACAAAUGUUGGGAUCAUGGAUGAAUUAAAUUUAUUUUUGUGAUUUGAGUCCUUUGUUUGCCAUUCAAGGUAGUUGGCUAACUUAAAAAAAAGCCAAAUCUGUGGGAUGUUUUGCUCUCCGCAGACUCAAAUCAAUGAGAACAUUUUGCUUCCACAGAAGCUCUGCUUCAGAUAAAUGUUUAUAUAACUCCAUUUUGAUUCUUUCCCCCUCUUCUGCUGGCCAGGCGCAUCACCCUGUGAAAGAAAGCGUGUUUGGCUGGCAGAGUGCUCUGAUCACUUGAACCGCAAUGAAAAGGAGCAUUUCAAUGUCAUGAUUAGGCCCAGGCUGACGACGACAACAACACUUUCCCAUCCACUUCAGUGCUGUCGCCAGCAGCAUGGCUGAUUAGAAACGGGCAGUGUGGCUCUUUGCAUUUCCUCUAUUAAACUUUACCUCAGUGUCCUCCAGUGAACAGAGAGGGAUUGGUAGAAUCUGAACAGGAAAGCAUUUCACAUACUGUUAUUGAGCCUCUGUGUUUAGGGAUUUAUGUUCACAGAGGCUGGGACUUUAUGCAUGAAAGUCAUGAAUGCUGUUGACGUUAGAUUGUCAACUUUAUUACCAUGUAGGUGCAGGAGAAUGUAAAGCUUUGUAUCUUUAUUUUAUUGUUCAGUAUAAGGGUUGGUAAAAGAUCUAUUUGUAUUGGACAAAUGAAUAUCUUUGUCUGAAAUGUUGUAUAUGCAGUUUGAAAUUAAGGGUUGUGGUCAUCCUUUUAAUAAUGCGUUUUUGUUCCUUCUCUCUGCUGAGGAUCAUGCAAGGGAAAGUGGGUACCGAUGUCUGUUUGCAGGGUAACCUUCAAUGAAGGGCUGAACCAAAAAGUGUGAAAUGGUGUGUUUAUAUUUUAUUUGCUUAAAAACACUCAUAACAUUCUUAUGGGUUUUUUUAAUCUAGGUGUUUUCCAGCUUUAUAUUUGUGUGUUUGUACAGACAUUUGUCAGUGUUAGGUGCAAUAUUGUUGUCUUUUUUAUCACUGGUACAUUAGGCCACUCAUCAUGUUAUCUGUAUUUAAUUAAAAAAACUAAAAUACUGCUUAUAUUUAAAUAUUUGCACUAUUCCACGUACAGAUACAUAACAAAGUUAAUGUGAUUACUUUUAACACUACUGGCACCUGCCAGUUUUAACAUUGUACAGUUUAUGAUCAAGGAAAAAACUGUGUAGUUCACCUGUAAAAGACCAUAUUUACUGUGUAUCGAUCUGCAUGUCACAACAUUGCUACUUGGUUUUUGAGAAUUUUUACAAAUGAAACUCAAAUAUGUUUCCAUUUUCCAGUAACUUAUUCUCCUGUCUGUGUCAAAAUGCUGUAACAGCUGAAGUAACAAGAUAGGUUGUGAAUACUUGUUUUUGUUGUGCAUAUCCAUAUGAUAAUAAUUGCUAAUGUUGUAUAAGUGGGGCAAGGGACUUUUGGAUUUUACUGCUGAAAUGAUGCAUAAUGCUAAAACACUGUAAACCCUAUUAUAUGAGCAGAGUUCAGAGCACAGGAGCAGCCUGAAAUAGCAGCUUUGUGUUCAGGAUCUUCUCUAGAGACAGUGAUGGAUGAUCACUAGCUGCCCUCAAAGAUGGAACAUUUAACCCUCCGACAGUCUCUUCAUGCCACCGAGCAACCACUUAUUCAACAGUUAAUUGUUUUUUUUAGUAAUUAUUAUCUCUGCAAAUGUUGUGUUUUCUGUCCUAUUUUUCUGUUGCUCUGUUAGUUUGAUGCGCAUAUCCACAUUUUCUAAACAGACUUCAAUUACAUUUGGUAGAAAAUUAGACAAACUGCUUUUGGUUACCAUGUGGUAAUUUACAACGCUUUAGAAAGUUUUCAUGUUAUAAUUCCUGAAUGGAUUCUUUUAUCCUGAUUCCUUAGUCCAAGAUGUGUCAAUCAAUCCAUAUAGGCCACACCCAUUUCUACCUACAUAGAUUUCUGCCAGAUUUCUUUUGCAAAACCACUCCUCCUACAAAUUUCUGCCAAUCUUUGCCAAUUUGAUACAUUUAAAAAUCUUACUUUUUUGUAGUUUUUGUACACAUACCAGUCAUAACUCAGUGCAGUUGCAACUACUGUACAUUUAAAUGACAUCUGCACAUAAUACAUCAACUCUGAUCGAACCUGCUAAAUUUUAUUGAAUUUUAUUUGAAUUUUUGAAGGUGGUACUUCAUGUAUGAUGGUACAUGAUACAUUUAAAUGGCCGUAACUUAGUGGCCGCCUGUAUGACUCUCUUGCAAUGCAGCACAAUUCAUCCUUGUAGGAAGUCCUAAUACUUACAGACUUUAGUCUACAAAAAACAGCACAAUUGUCUAUCAUUAUAUGAUGCAGAUCUGGAUCCACUACCACUAUUUUGAAAAUAUCAAAUGUAUGGGAUUGUGCAGCCUUGGCAGAGGUUUGCUCACUCUAAAUGCUUUCUAGCUCAGUGUUGUUACUGUAGUGAAACAGAAGAAAAAUCAAUGGGUGCAGUUUCCACAGUCGCAGCACAGGAAGUGAGUGACAGGACUAAUUUCUCAUGAUUUCAGGUCAUAAUUAUAUCCAAAUCUGGAGGACUGUGGGAGAGUGACUUUGUACAUAAUAUUAAGCCAGGGACAAUUGGAUUGCUGCUGUGUAUCUUUUGUGACUGUCCUGUCCAUGUGUGUUGAAGGUGCCUGCUGUCUCUGUGUUUCUGGAUGUCUGUCUCGUGUUGUCUUGUGCAUUUCUCUGAAUGUACUAACUCGGCUAUGUCAAGUCGCUCAUACAAAAACAGAAGCAUGGCACAUCCCUAAGGAAUGCAGUUGUUACAAUGUAAAUAUGUACCAAUAUAUAUAAAAAGCUAUUUUUUGCAUGCUUUUUGUACACAGACAUAAUCAAAAACAAUAAAAAAGAAAAUCUGAA
Messenger RNA from Siniperca chuatsi (mandarin fish), 6531 nucleotides. It is a transcript of the gene camkk1a, whose product is annotated as calcium/calmodulin-dependent protein kinase kinase 1, alpha a. Gene Ontology annotation, molecular function: ATP binding; protein kinase activity. Gene Ontology annotation, biological process: activation of protein kinase activity; protein phosphorylation; CAMKK-AMPK signaling cascade. The transcript is spliced from 17 exons. Lineage: Eukaryota; Metazoa; Chordata; Actinopteri; Centrarchiformes; Sinipercidae. The record is from RefSeq and is a predicted model, not a curated record. The coding region runs from base 549 to 2078 and encodes 509 amino acids.